AUGAUUGCCAUCAAGUCCAUCCUUGCUCUCCUUGCCCUCGGCACUGCCUCUGUUCUUGCAGCUCCUGCUGCAAGCAUCAAGUUCUCGCCUCGUCAGGGUAACGAGGUUUCCGUCUUUGCCUGUACCGAGGCACGCUUCACCGGAGAGUGUCGCAUGAUCCCGACACCGGCCGAACAGUGCUUCAACAUUGAUCCGGCCUGGAACGACGUUAUCAGCUCCAUCCAGAAUCUUGAGAGAGACAGGUUCAAGUGCAAGUGGUUUGAGUAA
Messenger RNA from Podospora anserina S mat+, 267 nucleotides. RefSeq lists its product as uncharacterized. The record is from RefSeq and is a predicted model, not a curated record. Bases 1 to 267 code for a protein of 88 amino acids. NCBI's taxonomy places the organism in Eukaryota, Fungi, Ascomycota, Sordariomycetes, Sordariales, Podosporaceae. The transcript has 2 exons.